Molecule: messenger RNA, 615 nt
Organism: Humulus lupulus (European hop)
Lineage: Eukaryota; Viridiplantae; Streptophyta; Magnoliopsida; Rosales; Cannabaceae
Product: protein BOLA2
Exons: 4
Coding region: 203-433 (76 amino acids)
Biological process (GO): intracellular iron ion homeostasis
Cellular component (GO): nucleus; cytosol
Molecular function (GO): 2 iron, 2 sulfur cluster binding
Source: RefSeq, a predicted model, not a curated record
GAGAGUUUUAGUUUUGUAAUAUUCUCACUCACACCUCAGAAACACUAUUUCAUUUGCAAAGAAAUGGGGGUUACAAAGGAACAAGUUCACUCUGCUUUGACCUCCAAAUUGAGCCCUAAACAUCUCAUUUGACACAUGUCCUCUAACUAAAAAGGGAUAAGCAAGAGGGUUUACUGCCGUUAGCAUCCCCUAUGAGGAUAGAAUGACAGUAAAGGAAGUAAUCGAUACAUCUGGAGGAUGCGGUGCGAGCUUUGCUGUUGAAAUUGUUUCAGAACAAUUUGAAGGGAAGAGGUUACUGGAGAGACAUAGGCUUGUGAAUAGUGCUUUGGCAGAAGAGAUGAAGGACAUUCAUGCUCUUUCAAUCAAGAAAGCUCUUACCCCAGAGCAAUGGAAACAACAACAAGAGUCUGAAAUUUCGAAAACUGUAACUUAAAUAUGCUUCUCAUCUCAACCGAUCAGAUACACAUUUAAAUUUGGUAGAUCAUAAGCACAAAUUGUUAUGUUAUAUUGUUUUGUGCGAGGGCAGUGAGCCUCCUCUCACUCACUUUUUAUGUAAUGUUUCUAUUAAUUAAUGACCUUGGUAUAAUUUAAGGCCAUCAACAAGUUUCGGUUUUA